GGAGGACACACUUAAGGUACCUCAGCAAACAAGACAGAUAAACCGAGAAAGCGCCGCCAUCCAUCCGACUCUGGAGUUUUCCACAGUUCUCUUUUGGGUUUUUGGAUUGUAGAAAACAAUGAGCUCCUUAAGAGAACAAUUUCAAGACUACAUUGCAGAAAGAAGACGCCGGAGAGCCAGACUAGUAACCAAAGAUGGUCGCUGUAUUAUUGAAUAUGGAAACAUCAAUUAUACCAGGAACUUUGCCUUCCUGGCUGACUUCUGGACCACGUUUGUUGAGAUUCGGUGGCGAUUUGUCCUCUUUUUCUUCAUUGCCUCCUUUAGCCUCAGCUGGUUCAUUUUUGGCCUUUUGUGGUACUGUAUUGCACGAGCAAACGGAGACCUGACGUGGCAAGAUCCUCCUUCAGAUCACACACCAUGUGUUCAGAAUGUAGGAGGACUCACUGCAGCAUUCCUCUACUCCCUUGAAACCCAGACAACCAUUGGAUAUGGUGGUCGAGCAAUCACCCCUUUCUGCCCAGGUGCUGUAGCUCUUAUCAUCAUACAGUCCCUCAUUGGAGCUAUAAUCAAUUGCUUUCUUUGUGGAGUCAUCUUGGCCAAGAUAUCAUUACCUAAAAAGAGGGCUAAGACCAUUACAUUUAGUGAAAUGGCCGUCAUUUGCCCCAGAAAUAAUUCCCUUUGUCUGUCGAUCAGAGUGGCUAACCUACGCAAGACCUUGAUGAUUGGAAGCCAAGUCUAUGGCAAACUUCUGAGAACAACAACAACACCUGAUGGUGAGACAAUCAUCAUGGAUCAGGUGAGCAUCGACUUUAUGGUGGAUGCUGGGAAUGACAACCCCUUCUUUGUGUGCCCUCUUACUUUGUACCACGUCAUUGACAAGAGAAGCCCGUUCUUUGAGAUGGCAGUAGACAAUAUACACAAUCAAGACUUUGAGCUGGUGGUCUUCUUGGAUGGGACUGCAGAGUCCACAAGUUGUUCGUGUCAAGUCCGGACCUCCUACAUUCCCCAUGAGUUCAUGUGGGGCUAUAAUUUUAUGCCCAUCAUCUCCAGAAGCAAAGAAGGGAAAUAUAAGGUGGACUUCUCAAACUUUUCUAAAGUGGUGCCAGUGGCAACUGCACAUUGUUCCUAUUGUUACCACAAUAUCAAGGGCCAUCAUCACCACUCCACACUUGGAUGUGAAAACCAGGGUUUUGAGGUGAUUGAAAUUGAUGACCCCCCAAAUGUUACAAAAAUGUAACAUAUUGACUGUCAAAGACAUUCACAGAAUCUUGGACCUUUUUGUUCUUAAUUUUGCACUGCAGAAAAACAUUCAGCGAUUGGAGGCAACUAUAAAAAUGCUGCAAUGUGUAGCAUUAAAAAUGAACACAACAAACCUGCCAAUUGCCUCUACUUUUGUGUUAACACAAAUGGAAAAGAUAUGUGUGGGUCAAGGCUGUAAUCAUGAUCUUUGUAUGUUUGUAUAUAAACCACACCUGUCAUUAUAAAAACCAGUUUUUUGAGUGGAGGCCAAGUUGUGCGCACUGUUGAAAUUUCAGUUUUUCUGGUAACUCCUACAAUUAGUAUUUAAAUAAUUGAGAGUGGCUCUAAAAUACAUGUUACCUCAAAAUCAUGGACUACUUAUAACAACCAUAUAUGUAAUUGUCUUUUUGAAUGAAGAGGCUCACUAUAAAUGCUUUGUUUGGGUGCGCUUGUGUGUGUAGCACUGACUGUGAAACUCUGUUAUUUGUCUUUUUUAUUAUUCUUUAUAUUAAAAAUAUCAUUAUCAAAUUA
Messenger RNA from Oryzias latipes (Japanese medaka), 1770 nucleotides. RefSeq names its product ATP-sensitive inward rectifier potassium channel 1-like. The record is from RefSeq and is a predicted model, not a curated record. NCBI's taxonomy places the organism in Eukaryota, Metazoa, Chordata, Actinopteri, Beloniformes, Adrianichthyidae. Gene Ontology annotation, cellular component: plasma membrane. Gene Ontology annotation, molecular function: ATP-activated inward rectifier potassium channel activity. Gene Ontology annotation, biological process: regulation of monoatomic ion transmembrane transport; potassium ion import across plasma membrane.